GAGAAACUUCCUAAACUCUCACCUUAUCUACAUUUCCAUUUCCUUUGCACUGAGAGUCGGUGAAUCGGUCCCCUUGGUUAGUCUUCACUACUCUGCUACCACGAACUACGGUUGAUGUGGCUGUACAGGAGUCCCUUAGUGGUGGUGGUGGUGGCGAGUGUGUGGAUGAAGACAGUAUGGGCUAAAACUGACUCUUAUCCACAACGGAAGCACUUCACUGUCUAUGGAUGUCAAAACGCCAAGACUCAACUCCAGAAUAUAAGGGUCGGUUACCUUAAAAACAAAAUAGGAGGAUUUUUCAUUGGACUCAGCGGCACGUACUCCCGGACCGAGACCAGUUUUGUGACCAGUUCAUCGCCGGUGUGCAUGCUUCCCCCUGACGUGCUCUUCCGUGCCCUGCCUGCGCCUAAGACAAGAGAUCAGGUCACUCUAACAUUUCACCCGUUUGAAGAUCCAGAACUAGCAUCUGGAAAGGGCAAUUUAACUGGCAUUGAAGUGGAUAAUGCAAAAGAACAAGUACGAAGUAGCGAAAAGAAAACGGGCAAUGUGACAUGUGACUUCAGCCUCAGUGAUGUGCUCGAACUUCAGAUGUCUGGGUACGGCUUCAUCUCAUGCCAGGGUGAUGCUGCUGCCAGUAAGCUGUGGAGGGAGUGGCAGGAGGAAGUCAGGAUGGUUGAGGAAAAGGCUGCCCGCACAAAGACUGUCAUAAUUACCGGUGUAGCUUGCGGAACGGGCGCAGUGGUAGUUGCAUUCUUGGCGUGUAUCAUGUACCGCAUUUGCAGUGGAGGUCCUGCUCCCUACCAGUCUGGACGCAGACCCUCCAACACUUCUGGAAUGCGAACUGCCUCCACUACCUAAUAACCACCCUUAGUCCCCGCCCUGGACGGUCUUGCAUGAUGCUUAACCUUUGACUGCUGUGGCUUCUCAAGUUUAAUAAAUUUUGUUUAUCUUGCAAAGCAGAACUUUUUAAAUAGGAAAAUGAAUUACAAGCUUUUAAAAAUAUGUACUUCCUGCCUCAUCUCCUGAUCUACUUUGUAGAAUGUACAGUUACUACUUAUGGGUUUGUGAUUUCUUGAACUGUUGUAUAUACAGACUAUGUGUGAAGACUCUUGAGUUACAGAAGGUAGCUAAUAAUGAGAGCACUAUGCUAAAACCAUACAUACUGACAGGUUAAGAAAAAAUGCAGUAAAGACUGACUUUAUUGCAUACACUGAUUUCACCUGAAAGCUUAACCUUAAUGGCACAUACUGAAAACCAAGAAACAUUAAAAAAGUACCACAAGUUUUCUCAACUGAUAACUAAAAAUGUGAAAAAAAUUAUGUAAAACAUAAAAAUGGAAUGUGGCAUAAUAUUGUAUUCCAAUUGCCAUUACCAGCUGGUUUUGUUUCCCUUAUCAAAAAUUGAUCCAUGCAAACAAACAGUAAAAAAAUGUAAAUGUCUACAGUAUAUAAUUAAAUAAACUUCCUAGAGCUGAAGACUAGAGGAGAAAUUUUUGGAAAUAAUAAAUAACAAUGGGAAAACAACAAAAUACACUACUGCUAAUACUACUUUCAUUCACUGGACAGCUACACGGUCAUAAUUAAUUAAUCCCAAAGUAACAUUUAGGCAGAAUGUAAUUAUCUUAAUAUCAAUGAACUCUAUACUAUUCUUAUUUUUAAGGCACACUUAGCUUACGCAUACUGAUUUAGCAUGGCAAGAUGCUCUUCAAUUUCACAACAGGUAGAUGAGUGUGUGUGUGUGUGUGUGUGUGUGUGUGUGUUCAAAAAGUGACUCAAUAUCACCUGUGCGAGGUUUACUGAUUUGUCUCCCAAUCUAAAUAAGGUUUGGAGAAGAGAGCAAUAACUUAUUAGGAGGCUAAAGCAAACAAAAUGUUGGCAUAAUGUAAAGUAUUCAAAAUUGCAUAUUAUAUCUAGUACAUAAUACAUUGGGCAUGCAAAUAUUGGCAUGUAUUCUGGAGGUAACUGAGGAGAUACACUCCCUUAUAAAGGACUCAACAUUUGGUUUAUGUGAUCACUGAUCAUGAAAAUAAGUGAUUAACAAAUUGCUCUCUUGUUGCUCACACACAAAAUCUAUGGAAAUUUACAUAGGUAGAUAUUCUCAAUUCAGAAUACGAUAUGAAUCAACUACUGGGUCAGUUUUUAAUAACAGCCAAUAUCAAAUAAUAUUAUAUAUAAGAGAAACUCCAUGCUAACAAUAUAAGAUGUAAGCCCUGACUUUAAAUGCCUCCUCCUUACAGGCGGUAAAGGCAAAACUUCUACUGUAAUGAGUGUGUUUGGUUUCUUGCACUUACGUUGUAAACAUAACAUUUAAUGGUUUAAGGAGAGGAAAAAAAAAAGAAAAAAAAAAAGA
Scylla paramamosain (green mud crab) is the source of this 2349-nucleotide messenger RNA. RefSeq lists its product as uncharacterized. Bases 115 to 858 code for a protein of 247 amino acids. The transcript has 5 exons. The record is from RefSeq and is a predicted model, not a curated record. Lineage: Eukaryota; Metazoa; Arthropoda; Malacostraca; Decapoda; Portunidae.